AUGGCUAAAGCUGCAGCCACAGGAAACGUUGAUGAACUUGAAAGGUUGAUGAGAGAAGAUGUUGGGGAGUUAUUCGGAUACAAACCUAACAGGGAUUCUACAAAUGAUGUGCGUAAUAUACUGCUAACUGUGACUGCACUUAUGAUAACAGCAACCUAUCAGGCUGUGCUUAGUCCCCCUGGAGGAGUGUGGCAGGAAGACACACACCAAUACAGUGCUGGAAAAUCCAUCGUGGCUACAAAAUCAAGAGGAACAUUUUUGUUGUUUAUUCUGGGCAACAGCAUCGGAUAUUAUACCUCUUUUCAUAUUAUCACUCUGCUAGCCAUUGGCUUUCCUUUGCAAUAUCUUAUGCUAUUGUUGACAUUUUUCAUGUCAUUCAACUACAGUGCAUCCAUGCUUAACCUUGUACCAAGCGGUGACAGUAUUUCCCAAUGGGUAGCAUGGCUAUGUAUUGUGUCUGGCUGCGCCGCACCAUUAGUUCCUAAUCUGCUGAGGAGACUGAAUUUCUGA
Molecule: messenger RNA, 510 nt
Organism: Vigna umbellata (rice bean)
Lineage: Eukaryota; Viridiplantae; Streptophyta; Magnoliopsida; Fabales; Fabaceae
Source: RefSeq, a predicted model, not a curated record